This is a messenger RNA of Apodemus sylvaticus (European woodmouse), 168 nucleotides long. Its product is annotated as keratin-associated protein 20-2-like. The record is from RefSeq and is a predicted model, not a curated record. Bases 1 to 168 code for a protein of 55 amino acids. Lineage: Eukaryota; Metazoa; Chordata; Mammalia; Rodentia; Muridae. The transcript has a single exon.
AUGUGUUACUAUGGUGGAUACUAUGGAGGCCUGGCCUAUGGCUAUGGUGGCCUAGGCUAUGGCUAUGGUGGCUAUGGCUAUGGCUGUGGCUGUGGCUAUGGUAGCUAUGAUUAUGGUUGUUGCCGCCCACUCGGCUGUAGAAGGUUCUGGUCCUGUGGCUUCUACUGA